GCAUACAACAAGUUCUGCAGCAUGGCACACUAUUUUCUGUACUACUCAGUUAUUGUAAGUAGGCAACCACCCUCCGUCAUUGUGAAAUGUGGAGAAGCAGAAAACCAUCGGAGGAGUCGGUUUUGGUUCAAUACAGAAAUAAGAGUAUUAGGAGGGCAGGCGUUUGGUGUGGAAGCAGUGGGCGAAGGCAUCGAUGUCAAAUGUUAUCUCAUCACAGACGAUACGGCAAAACAACUUCUGAAUAACGCAUACUUGGAAAUGUAG
This is a messenger RNA of Strongylus vulgaris, 264 nucleotides long. NCBI's taxonomy places the organism in Eukaryota, Metazoa, Nematoda, Chromadorea, Rhabditida, Strongylidae. The record is from the annotation of a GenBank genome assembly.